Dreissena polymorpha is the source of this 1632-nucleotide messenger RNA. Its product is annotated as DIS3-like exonuclease 1. The record is from RefSeq and is a predicted model, not a curated record. Gene Ontology annotation, biological process: rRNA catabolic process. Gene Ontology annotation, cellular component: cytoplasmic exosome (RNase complex). Lineage: Eukaryota; Metazoa; Mollusca; Bivalvia; Myida; Dreissenidae. Gene Ontology annotation, molecular function: RNA binding; 3'-5'-RNA exonuclease activity. Bases 1 to 1401 code for a protein of 466 amino acids. The transcript is spliced from 10 exons.
AUGGCGGGGGCCAUAUGGUCUUACGUCGACCGACGCAUGGCCGAAGCCACGUGGUCAACGUCUUGCACCGUGCACGGUGGCAAAGGUCCACAUGAACAGGAUCUUCAUCACGCUUGCGGCUCUGGAAGGGUUCAAGACUUGCGUGGGGCAAUAGACCAGCUGAUGGGCAUCGCUCGGGGUCUGAAAGCCCGGCGGGUCAAGGGUGGAGCUCUUGAACUGGAGAGUGUGGAGGUCAAGGUUCAACUGUCUGAGACAAAGAGCAUUGAGAACCUUAACCCCAAACAGCACCUGGAGAUCCAUGACACUAUCGCAGAGUGCAUGAUAAUUGCCAACCAUUGGGUUGCAAAGAAGAUAGCAGAGGUCUUCCCAAACCAAGCAUUGCUGCGCCAUCACCCUCUGCCUAAGGAAGAGCAAUUUGCAAACCUUCACCACUGUGCAAUGUCCAGGGGAUUUGAAGUACGGACGUCAACCAACAAGAUCCUGGCGUCCUCCUUGGACCAGUGUGUUGACCCUGAAGAUCCCACUGUUAACAAAAUCAUGAGGAUGCUUGCUACCCAUGCGAUGUCCAAUGCGGCCUACUUCUGUACAGGGAUCCUGGCCCAUGACCAGUUCUUCCAUUACGGCCUGGCUCUGGACUUGUACACGCAUUUCACAUCUCCAAUCAGGCGAUAUGCCGAUAUCAUUGUACAUCGCCAGUUACUUGCAGCGGUGGCCAGGGUUGGUGACACAUUGAACCUCCCCAACUGCACAGAACUUGAUAAUCUCUCACAUCACAUCAACAAAAAACACAGAUCAUCACAAUACGUCCAGCGCGAGUCCCAAGAACUCUUCCAGUGCCUCUAUUUCCUUAGUCAUGGCACUGAGGAUGAGAACUGUGUAGUUAAUGCAAUCAUUUUCCAGUUACGACUUAACGGUCUUCCUGUAUUUAUUCCCAGGUAUGGUAUAAAGUGCCCAGUGUACUUGAGGAGUAAACAGGGGGAUGUGUUGUAUCUGCCGGACACUGGUUCCCCUGUGUGGAGCAGUGGUCAGCUCAUCAAACAGAACACCCACAUCAUAGUGGACAGUGUCCUGGGUCAGCAGAAGUAUGACCUGCUGAACCACAUCACGGUUAAGCUAAGCCUUCAGGAUUCCUGGGCACACGCAUCAUCGCUGCGUCUAGAGCUUGUGUCCAAUAUGCCUCUUAAGAAGCCAGCAGCAAGCAUGGAGGACGUUGCAAAACAGACGAAGGCAUCCAUCAUUCAGGAAGUCACAAGUGAAGCAGUUGAGAAGAGGCUGCAGUUGGAGUCGUACGACCUUGGGCCCAACUUUCAGCAACUGAAGCAGGAGUAUGGGCAAUCCACUUCCAGUCUCUAUAAGCUGUUUUCAGAACUAAAGACAACAGCUAUGAAAUCAGUGACUUGAUUCCUACAAACAAUAUUAUGUUAAAGGAAACACAUUUGCUUUACCAUAUUAGAGGAUGGCAAUUCACCGCCAGUCUCUUUGAGCUGUUUUCAGAACUGACAACAACAGCUAUGAAAUCAGUGACAUGAUCUCUCAAAACAAUAUUAUCUUAUGUAUGGAAAUACAUUUGAUUUACCAUAUUAGUGGAAUGGUUUUAAUGCGUUUUCUUACAAAUAAAUGGAGAAAAUUAAA